Messenger RNA from Fusarium musae, 489 nucleotides. RefSeq lists its product as uncharacterized. The transcript is spliced from 2 exons. The record is from RefSeq and is a predicted model, not a curated record. Gene Ontology annotation, cellular component: cytoplasm; TRAPP complex; nucleus. NCBI's taxonomy places the organism in Eukaryota, Fungi, Ascomycota, Sordariomycetes, Hypocreales, Nectriaceae. Gene Ontology annotation, biological process: endoplasmic reticulum to Golgi vesicle-mediated transport. The coding region runs from base 1 to 489 and encodes 162 amino acids.
AUGAGUUACUACUUCGCCAUUGUCGGCACUCAGGACAACCCUCUAUUCGAGCAUGAAUUUGGCACCUCUAAACAGGGCGGCGACGGCCAGUCGCGCUUCAGCGAUCAAGUCCGCCACUUGAACCAAUUCAUCCUACAUUCGAGUCUUGAUAUUGCCGAGGAGGUCCAGUGGUCGCAUGGACAGAUGUAUCUCAAGUGUAUUGACAAGUUCUUCAACAACUAUAUAUCAUGCUUCGUCACUGCUGGCAACGUCAAAUUUCUCCUACUCCAUCAACCCAUCAUCCCGACAGGAGCGUCAUCGCGGUCAUCAACUGCCAUCGGGGCUAAUCCCACAAGUCCAGCUACCGAAGAAGCCAUCAAAAUGUUCUUUACGGAAGUUUAUGAGAAUUGGGUCAAGGCUAUCAUGAGUCCUUUCUACCACGCCAACAUGGAGGUGCGUAGCCCUGUCUUCAGAACAAGGGUAGCGGCAGCUGGGAGGAAGUACCUCUGA